AUGAAAGAUCCGCACCCACAGAUUUGGCCUGAAUUAUGCGAAAUGAUUGGCGUUGGUGUACAAAUUGAUGCAACCACCGCUUCUAACCGGAUUUACCUACUACGUUCAGCUCUUGAAGUGGACGCACCAAGUUGUAUUAAGGAAAUUGCCCUAAAAGCCAUAGCAGGUUGCAUCGCUACAUAUACAUGUGAAGCAACAGCGCGGAUGGUGUAUUCGGAAAUAGAUAACAACAGAAUGAAGACUAAUGCGCUUCUAAAAUUAUUUGAGGAAUAUGUGACCGAUACAGACGAUAAACUAUGUACAGCAGCCGUGUCAGGCAUUUGUCGAAUGUUGAAUCAAGGAUUGCACAUGUUUCCAUCUGCUCUCUGCUGCUGCCUUUUGCGUUACUUCGACCAAGCGUGUCCACCUCGUGCAUAUGCUAAGCUAAAAAAUUUUUUCGACCUUUAUCCGACGUCGGAUGAGUAA
This is a messenger RNA of Gongylonema pulchrum, 465 nucleotides long. NCBI's taxonomy places the organism in Eukaryota, Metazoa, Nematoda, Chromadorea, Rhabditida, Gongylonematidae. The record is from the annotation of a GenBank genome assembly.